CACCAUCAUCCCCUCCAACUAUAUUCCAAAAUCCAUCCGAUAAGAGUAAACAAUUAAAAAGAAAAGAACCCAACAAACUAAUUAGUAGUAGCACUGAUAAAAUGGCGGUAUUCUGAUAAUCCGGCGAAUCACCUAAUCAAACCCGCUUCUUCUUCCCCACAUCCGCUCCCCGGAACCACACCAUGACCAGUUUGGCUGCUCCGUCGCGCAAGGCUUUAAGCAGGAUCGCUUGUAGCAGACUGCAGAAGGAGCUGGCCGAGUGGCAGCGCAAUCCGCCGGCGGGGUUCAAGCACAGGGUCACUGAUAACCUCCAGAGAUGGGUGAUCGAGGUCAAUGGAGCUCCGGGGACUCUGUAUGCGAACGAGAUGUAUCAGCUUCAAGUUGAUUUCCCUGAGCACUACCCCAUGGAAGCUCCUCAGGCGAGUUUUAUGAUUAUUUCCGCGCUGCAGUCUAAAUUGUUGGUCAAUCUGCGGGUGAUUUUCAUCCCACCGGCUCCUAUGCAUCCUCACAUCUACAGCAAUGGCCAUAUUUGUUUAGAUAUCCUGUAUGAUUCAUGGUCUCCAGCAAUGACUGUUAGUUCCAUCUGUAUCAGCAUUCUCUCCAUGCUAUCUAGUGCAACUGCAAAGCAACGCCCUGCUGACAACGACCGUUACGUGAAGAACUGCAAGAGUGGGAGAUCUCCUAAGGAGACUCGAUGGUGGUUCCACGACGACAAAGUCUAGCUUGUUUGACAAACUAAAUGAGAUCUAACAAUUACUUGCAUUACCACCUGUGUAUACUGAAAGAAACAGAGGUUUGAUGAACUUAUGUGGUAGCUUGUGAUUGAUGGAAACAGGUUCAGAAGUUGGUUUUGCUUUCUACUAGUCAUAGAGCAACCUGUUUCUUUAUUUACUUUUUUUUACUGAGCUCUCCUUUCAGUUGUUGUCAAGCAACUGUAAAAAAGGAUGAGAAUUACGUACUAAUGAACCUUCCGUCAGUAAGCAUUCUUUGACAUGCAAGAACGGUCGCUAUACACCGUCGACCGUCUCCACGAUACAGGUGCGCCUUCCGUUGCAUGCAGACAUUGAGCAUAGUCAAAUGGCCAGAUAACAAGAAAAAUCUUCCUCGUAGAA
Messenger RNA from Linum tenue, 1112 nucleotides. The record is from the annotation of a GenBank genome assembly. NCBI's taxonomy places the organism in Eukaryota, Viridiplantae, Streptophyta, Magnoliopsida, Malpighiales, Linaceae.